UUUGCAAAGAGAAAAUGCAGCUACAUAUUCUACAGAGCAUUAAUAUAAAGUUUAGUGUUUGCUUAUUGAUCAGAAAAGCUUAGUUUUGAAAAUGGUAGAGGCUUUCUGUGGCACAUGGAAACUGGUCAACAGUGAGAACUUUGAUGAGUAUAUGAAAGCUAUAGGUGUUGGGUUUGCAGUAAGACAAGUUGGAAAUGUGACUAAACCAACCAUCAUCAUCUCGAAAGAGGGGGAUAAAGUGGUCCAAAAAACACAGAGUACUUUUAAGAACACUGAGAUCUCAUUCACACUGGGUGAGGAGUUCGAUGAGACCACCGCAGACGACCGAAACUGUAAAUCCACGGUGGUAAUGGAUGGAGACCGGCUGGUUCAUGUGCAGAAGUGGAAUAGCAAAGAGACCACCUUUGUCCGGGAGAUCAAGGAUGGGAAGAUGGUGACGAAACUCACCAUAGGGGACGUUGUAGCUGUGCGCACCUAUGAAAAAGCAUAAAUUUUGGGAAUAUCAGGAUUUUUUCUUCUUCACUGGGCAGCAACGGAUAUGACGUGCUUUGAUGCUUUACUGAAAGCACAACUUGCACUUGGUUCCUUCAAAUCUUAUCUGUGAAAGAAUGGACUACCAAUAUUUUGUAUCAUUUAAAAAAAUACCUUUCAGUCAGUGUGAAUCAUUUAAUAAAUAACCAGUUAAAA
This is a messenger RNA of Pimephales promelas (fathead minnow), 687 nucleotides long. RefSeq names its product fatty acid binding protein 7, brain, b (gene fabp7b). Gene Ontology annotation, molecular function: lipid binding. NCBI's taxonomy places the organism in Eukaryota, Metazoa, Chordata, Actinopteri, Cypriniformes, Leuciscidae. The record is from RefSeq and is a predicted model, not a curated record.